AUGAACGGAGAUAUCCCAGUAUACCAACCACCACAACCAACCAAUGAAGUCCAACCACUCUUGAAUGUCUCGGCAUCCCAACAACCCCAAUUGUCAAUAUAUCAACCACCUACACAACCAAAUGGAUUGGAGUAUCAACCAAACUUAAUCAACCAACCAUCUGCUCCAGUUAUUCCUGGCCCUCACAUUCAACAAUCAAGUUACAUUGAUCCACAACAAGUUCCUGUAGUCCAGUAUAGCCAACCACCAUCUGGAAUGAUUGAGUCAUAUCAACAACCAUUGUCAUAUCAAGCACCACCAAAUCAAAGCGGUGUUAUUGUACAACAACCAGUUACCACAACUCAACCCAAACAACUAACAACAAUUACGUUCUAUCCUUCUCAAAUGUUUUGCCCUCACUGUAAUAAGUUAAUCACGACUGAAGUUACUUAUGAGGCAGGUUCUUUAGUUUUUAUCUUGUGUUGUGUUUUAUGCUUUUUGGGAUUAUUAUGUUUUUCUUGCAUUCCUUGUUGUCUUGAUGGUUUAAAAGAUGCUCACCAUAAAUGGUUUGUUUAUUGUUUUAUUAAUUUUUUAGCUUAA
This is a messenger RNA of Entamoeba dispar SAW760, 579 nucleotides long. Its product is annotated as lipopolysaccharide-induced transcription factor regulating tumor necrosis factor alpha, putative. The coding region runs from base 1 to 579 and encodes 192 amino acids. NCBI's taxonomy places the organism in Eukaryota, Evosea, Mastigamoebida, Endamoebidae. The record is from RefSeq and is a predicted model, not a curated record. The transcript has a single exon. Gene Ontology annotation, molecular function: zinc ion binding.